AUGGCGGCGGGCGGGGAUGGCGUGGCUCGGCAGGCGAAGCUCCGCUGGAUCGAGGGGAACGUCUGCUUCAAGAAGGUGCCCUCGUCGAUGCAGGAGCCACCUUCUCAUCCAAAGCCGCCUCCUCGUGCCCUGAUGCGUGCGCCCCCAUCCACGCCGCCAUACAUGGUUAAGGUCACGAUUCUACCCCCUCCCCUGCCCUUGCUCCGGCUGUUAGCUUUUUGCCAAACUGUGACCCGUGCUAUAUCCAAAGGAUUUCGGGGGUGGUGGUCGCCUGAUGUGCAGCCUUGCCGGUCGCUGCUCCCUGCGUCACUGCGGCGUCAUGUAGCAGGAUCUGGCGGGGCUCUAUCUCCCGGAGUACCGAGAUCCGGCGUGGACAAGGGCCACAAGGCCUCCGGCGACUCUCUGCGCGUGCGCGAACCGGACAGUGCUCAAGCGUCCUAG
This is a messenger RNA of Miscanthus lutarioriparius, 441 nucleotides long. The record is from the annotation of a GenBank genome assembly. Lineage: Eukaryota; Viridiplantae; Streptophyta; Magnoliopsida; Poales; Poaceae.